Messenger RNA from Brassica napus (rape), 255 nucleotides. RefSeq lists its product as uncharacterized. NCBI's taxonomy places the organism in Eukaryota, Viridiplantae, Streptophyta, Magnoliopsida, Brassicales, Brassicaceae. The record is from RefSeq and is a predicted model, not a curated record. The transcript has a single exon. Bases 1 to 255 code for a protein of 84 amino acids.
AUGUUUGUAAACUGGUCUGAACUCCUUUCUUGGAUCAGAGCUCCAGCUUCUACCAAGCUUUCUCUUCUUCGAAAGCUAGCAGCCCACACAGUGGUAUAUCACCUCUGGAAACAGAGGAACAACUUGGUUCACAAUCAAGUUUCUAUCACACCGCAGGCAUUGUUCUACAGCAUUGAUAAAGAGCUACGGAACAUCAUCUCUGCAAGGAGGCAUAUGAAGCAUUUUGACCCUCUCAUGGCCAUGUGGCUGAGAUAA